UGACAUUUCAGCUGUUCAGCCCGUUUGUUGUUGUUAGUGGAAUAUCAACUCUUAGCGUUUAUUAUAUGGAUGUUGAGGUCAAGCCACCAGCUGUUUUCUGGGUUGUUGUAAUUUGAGACAUUUGUCCAUUGAACAAACAGUUGGUGAGCGUUGGUUCAGCUGUAAUUCAGCUGAUGUUUGUUGUGGGGUGGUGCAGUUUAUAGGAUUGUCAAUUUCCUCUCUUAAUUCAUGUGAUUUUCCACUAAAAACCCAUUAGAAUGAAAAGUGAGUGAAACUAAAAUUUCAGUGGUCAAGAAUCGAAAUCUGCGUGAUUAUUACUGUGACGUAAUAAAUGGAUCUCUGAAAACAAAGAGCCUGCUUUAAUUAAUGUUAAUCGUGUCUGAAGUAAACGUGAUCGUGGAAAGUGAGGAGGAAAAGUGCAAAAAUAAGUCUGGCCUCUAAUAGUGAUUCAUCCGGGGACGACGGUGGACAGCCGCCUCGUAAAAAAACCCGAAGAGACAAUAGUAUUGCGAUUGACACCACCAUUAUGGCCAGCAACGGAUGUGUGCAAAACGGGGCCCCCUCGUCCAGCAAUGGGGCUUCGGAAAAUGGACACGAGGACAGCUCCAAUGGCCCUGCCGUGCAAUUGACACAGACUAAUCAGGACAUUGUGAGGCUCAUCGGGCAAUACCUCAAAAAUGAAGGUCUAACAAGAACGGCAGACUCUUUAAUGGCCGAAUCCGGAUGUCGUUUGGACCACCCUGCAGCUGCCAAAUUUCGCCACCAUGUAAUGGACGGUGAUUGGACAAAGGCAGAUCAUGAUCUGCAAGAAUUACAGAAUUUAAUUGGAUCUUCCAAUAGCUUAUUGGAAAUGAAGUUUUUAUUACUCGAACAGAAAUAUUUGGAAUAUUUAGAAGAUGGACGAGUUUUGGAUGCAUUACAUGUGUUGCGAAAUGAAUUAACACCUUUACAGCACAAUACUUCGCGAGUGCAUCAACUCUCGAGUUACAUGAUGUGUUCAAAUACGCAAGAAUUGCACGAACGUACUAACUGGGAUGGAAAGGGUUUAAAGUCUCGAACAAUUUUGAUGGACAAACUUCAAACUUACUUACCCCCGAGUGUUAUGUUACCGCCUAGCCGACUACAUACAUUGCUCAAUCAAGCACUUGAAUUACAAACUUUACAUUGUAGCCAUCAUAAUACCGCACAGCAGAUCACAUUAGAUAGCGCUUCUCUAUUAGUUGAUCACUGCUGUGCCAGAGAUACGUUUCCUACUCAUACUAUACAAAUCUUGAACGAUCACUGUGAUGAGGUAUGGUUUUGUCAAUUUUCGCCAGAUGGCACGAAACUCGCGACUGGAUCCAAAGAUACGAAUGUGAUUAUUUGGGACGUCCAUCCAGAGACUUGCACACUCACCCUUAAGAAAAUUCUCGAAGGCCACAAUUACGGAGCUUCGUAUAUCUCGUGGAGUCCCGAUUCGGUUCAUUUAAUCGCAUGUGGUCCCGAGGAGAGUCCUGAGGUGUGGCUGUGGAAUAUUGAAACGGAAAAAUUCCUCAAAGUUUCGCAAUCUCCGGAAGAUGCUUUAGCCUGCUGUGCAUGGCACAAAGAUGGUACAAAGUUUGUGGUGGGUGGGAUUAGAGGUCAUUUUUAUCAGUGUGAUAUGGAAGGUACUGUCAUAGAUUCGUGGGAGGGAGUCCGAGUGAACGGUUUGUGGUGUCGAAAAGACGGAAAAACGGUCAUUGCUUCAGACACACAUCACCGAAUUAGGGGCUAUAUCUUCGAGGAACUUUCAGAUCAUCAAAUAUUGCAAGAAGAUCAUGCUAUAAUGUCAUUUACGGUUGAUAAAAAUGACAAACUUGCGCUUUUAAAUGUUGCCACACAAGGUGUUCAUCUAUGGGACUUAAACGAUAAAUGCUUAGUUAGACGAUACCAAGGAGUUACUCAGGGUCAUUUUACAAUACAUUCAACUUUUGGUGGAGCCAAUCAAGACUUUAUCGCCAGUGGAAGUGAAGACAAUCAGGUAUACAUCUGGCAUAUUAGAAAUGAGCAACCCAUUGCUGUUUUAUCUGGCCAUACACGAACAGUGAAUUGUGUUGCAUGGAAUCCUGUUUAUCCACAAAUGCUUGUUUCAGUUUCUGACGACUGUACAGUUAGGGUAUGGGGACCAAAGGAUAAGGUGCCUAAACCAUCAGUGUCUUUAUCUAGUAGUGAUUCUAGUAAUAACAGUACUUGGAACGAAAUGAUUUCAUAGUAUAAGUGACUACUUUCAAGACUGAAACGAGAAAACAUCAUCUUUUAAGUUUUAUUUAUUCGCUUUUACAGUGAUAAGAAUUUAAGGUAGGAGUCAAAAUUGUAUGUUUGGAAUAGUGCUCCAAUGAAUGUAAUUAAGAUUAAAGCUUUUUUAAAGUAAACGAGAAGGUUUAUCAAUAAUGUUAUUACAUAGUGAUAUUAACACAGACAAUUAUUUAAAAUAGAGUGUAAGUGAAUUAUAAAAGGAAUGUAUCUUAUCUCCAAAUAAAGUUUUUUAUGUGUUC
This is a messenger RNA of Tribolium madens (black flour beetle), 2513 nucleotides long. RefSeq names its product WD repeat-containing protein 26. NCBI's taxonomy places the organism in Eukaryota, Metazoa, Arthropoda, Insecta, Coleoptera, Tenebrionidae. Gene Ontology annotation, biological process: proteasome-mediated ubiquitin-dependent protein catabolic process. The coding region runs from base 527 to 2230 and encodes 567 amino acids. The transcript is spliced from 10 exons. Gene Ontology annotation, molecular function: protein binding. Gene Ontology annotation, cellular component: GID complex. The record is from RefSeq and is a predicted model, not a curated record.